AUGGUAGGCGGUUUCGCAUGGGAAAAAGAAUAUAAAAGAACUUGGUUAGAUGAUGAAAGAAGUGAUACUAUAAAAGAGUUUAAAUUGAAUAAAUUUGUUUAUAAUGAUAGGAAAAAAGGAGUUUUGCGACAUUUACAUAUUUUAAUUGACAUUUCUAGUUCUAUAGAUAAAAACGAUUAUUUACCUUCGAUAAGAAAAAAUGUUAUUAGAUCUUUAGAGAAAUUUAUACCAACUUUUUUUCUUGAGAAUCCCAUUUCUGGAUUAUCUUUUUCAACGGUCAAUGAAAAAACGGUAAAAUCUACAAAUAGCGUAGAAAUUGCAGAUCUUUUAAAUCAGAAGGGAGAAGGAAAUUUUUCACUACUUAAUGGAUUGUAUGAUGCCAUUGACCAAAUAAAAUCUUAUACAUUUUGUAGAGAAAUUUUAGUUAUUGUGUCAAGUUUGGUUCUAAAAGAUCCCGAUUCUUACACUGAUGUUAUUGAUUUACUGCGUAAACAUAACAUUAAAGUUAAUAUUAUUAGUUUAUGUGGAGAACUAAUGAUUUAUAAAAAUAUUGUUGAAUCAACAGGUGGUAAAUUUUUUGUUCCGCUAAAUAUUGACCACUUUAAUUACAUUCUUAGGUGUAUGACCGUACCAGGAGAACUUAAUAGUAGUACUAUUAACUUGAUUAAGCUUGGCUUCCCUAAAGUGAUUUAUGAGGAAGGCGUAUGUGCCUGUCAUUUACAACUGCAAAGUGUGGGUUAUGAAUGUCCAUUGUGUAAAACCUUUAUUUGUUCUUUACCCAUGGGGUGCCCCAUUUGCGAAUUGCAACUUGUCAGCUCUUUAAAUAUUGCAAAAGCUUUUCAACAUAUGUAUCCAUUAGCACCUUUUACGAAGUGUUGUAAUGGCGUAUGUUUUGUAUGUAACAGCCCUGGAAAUUUUUCUUGCGAAAAAUGUAAUUCCGUUUACUGCGAUAGUUGUGAUUUAUUUGUACACAACAAUCUUAACUUUUGUUUGGGAUGUAAAAAUUAA
Molecule: messenger RNA, 1008 nt
Organism: Vairimorpha ceranae
Lineage: Eukaryota; Fungi; Microsporidia; Nosematidae
Product: rna polymerase ii transcription initiation nucleotide excision repair factor tfiih subunit ssl1
Exons: 1
Coding region: 1-1008 (335 amino acids)
Biological process (GO): DNA-templated transcription; nucleotide-excision repair; regulation of transcription by RNA polymerase II
Cellular component (GO): transcription factor TFIIH holo complex; transcription factor TFIIH core complex
Molecular function (GO): zinc ion binding
Source: RefSeq, a predicted model, not a curated record